Molecule: messenger RNA, 2130 nt
Organism: Metarhizium brunneum ARSEF 3297
Lineage: Eukaryota; Fungi; Ascomycota; Sordariomycetes; Hypocreales; Clavicipitaceae
Gene: STE20
Product: Serine/threonine-protein kinase STE20
Biological process (GO): intracellular signal transduction; protein phosphorylation; regulation of MAPK cascade
Cellular component (GO): cytoplasm
Molecular function (GO): ATP binding; protein serine/threonine kinase activity
Source: RefSeq, a predicted model, not a curated record
AUGUCACGGCAGCAACGCGCACAUGGGGCCACCUUGGCAAAUACUGCCAUCUCGCCGGUUCCUGGUACGACUGUAACCACCUACACAGGUUCCACUGUCUCACUGCCCGUCGCACGGCGGAAACAGAACAUCGCGGCGGGGUUGGUGCCAUGUCCAAUACGGCAUCAAGGAUGGGUCACAGUAAGGGAAGGCAGCUUUAUCACAGCCUGGAAGGACAGAUACUUGGUCCUCAGCAGAGAGUGGCUCGACUUUUGCAAGACAGAAGGAGGCAAGUCGGUGUACACACUCUUUUUGAACGAUGUUGUCGGCGUUGGUCGCGUCGAAACUGGUACCCCGAUUCUGGAAAUUAAGAGGAAAGCCGAUGGAACUUCAUCUAGCCCUGGCGAGAAGGAGGGUGGCAUGCGCAUCUUGCACGUCAAGACCAAAACGGAGGAUGAAUUAUACGGCUGGAUUGACUUUAUAUAUACGGCAUGUCCGGGAUUAGGGGGGGUGAGCAAUCCCACCAACUUUUCGCAUGCAGUACACGUUGGGUUCAAUCCAACUAGUAAAGAAUUCGUCGGCCUGCCCCACGAAUGGGCUCAGUUGUUAAGUGCGUCGACAAUAACGAAAGAGGAUUACGCACGAAAUCCACAAGCCGUUAUCGAAGCUGUCGAUUUUUAUUCCGAUCUGACAAAAAAGUCUAACAAUCCCGAACAGUAUUUGGCACUGUCACCAACCCGAGCAACCCGAUUGCUCGAGGAGCUGAACGAGGCUUCUGGCAAGGAUCCAACUAUUCCAGCUCAAACUAAUGAAUCUCCUCGUCCUCUGGAGAAUGCAUAUACUGCAUAUGGCGGCCACGUGAAACUCACAUUCCAACAGCACGAACAGAGGAGAGAACGAAGCCAGGAGAGACGGCCCAACAUACCUUUCAAGCAUAUAGCCGUAUCUCCUCCUCGAACCCCCGGGAAAGCUACACGAAAGGCUACACAGGACACCCAGCUGUUACACCCAGCACCAUUGGCUCCGAAGUUGCGACGGGUACCUGCUCAGCCGGUUCGGCCUAUCGCCCAGCAGCCAGAUGCGGAUACAGCUACAGCAAACCCGGCGCUCGUCCCGCCUGAGGUCUGUCCUAAACAUGAUUUGCAGCCAGCCCAAGACCCCGGGUUAACGCCUAUUCCUGUUCCGUCAAUGCUAAGACAGACUAUUCGACAUCAAACUACGUCAGAGGCUGAGCUCAUUUCCAAGUUACAGACAGUUGUGUCUUCAGGAAAUCCAGAUGACUCAUAUGCUAGACAGAAGAAGAUUGGGCAGGGUGCUUCCGGCUCCGUAUAUGUUGCCAAGAUCAAGGCCACGGCUGUUGGGACUGCUCGCGACAUUAUUCUCGAUCGAGGCUUGAAUACUCGGGUUGCAAUUAAAGAAAUGGUUCUUGCACGUCAAGCUCGCAAGGAACUUCUUGUGGAUGAGAUUAUGAUUAUGAGGGAGAACCGACAUGAGAACAUUAUCAACUUCCUCGAGGCAUUCCUCGUCAACGAGAACAGACAACUAUGGGUUGUGAUUGACUAUAUGGAUGGUGGUGCAUUGAACGAUAUUAUAGACAAUAACUCAACAAUUUCCGAAAGACAUAUGGCAACCAUUUGCAGAGAGACUUGUAAAGGGCUACAGCAUCUUCACGCGAGAUGUGUCAUUCAUCGAGAUAUCAAGAGCGACAAUGUUCUCAUGGACAGCCGAGGAAACAUCAAGAUCACCGACUUUGGAUUCUGUGCCAAACUCAACGAACGAAGAUCUAAGCGUGCCACCAUGGUCGGCACCACAUAUUGGAUGGCCCCCGAAGUGGUUCGACAAAAGAAGUACAGUUACAAGAUUGACGUAUGGUCCUUGGGGAUCAUGGCUAUUGAGAUGGCAGAAAUGGAGCCGCCAUAUAUGGACGAGCAGCCUUUACGGGCACUGUAUCUCAUUGCCACGUCCGGGACACCGCCAUUGCGCCAUCCGGACAAACACAGCCCGCUGCUCAAGUCAUUCUUGGCGAGAUGUCUAAGGGUCGAUGCUGAGCAGCGUGCCUCGGCGGAUGCAUUGCUGGAGCAUGAAUUUUUAAAGUCUAGGGGUAAUGUGAGCGAACUGGUAGAGCUGUUGGCGUAUAAAAGUGAGACUUAA